Messenger RNA from Paracoccidioides brasiliensis Pb18, 678 nucleotides. RefSeq lists its product as uncharacterized. The transcript has 4 exons. The coding region runs from base 1 to 678 and encodes 225 amino acids. The record is from RefSeq and is a predicted model, not a curated record.
AUGGACAUUCAUCUCGUCCCUCGCAGCGGGAGGAACUACACCGGCUUCGUCACCAAAACCAUCGUCUACGCCGCAACUCUCUUUGUAUUUCUGACCGCCUCCGUCCUAACGAUAUCGUCCAUAAUCCUACCACGAUGGAUAAGUUUUCAAAGAGGCACCUCAAUUGCAAUAACCUACGGCCUCCACGUUCGCUGCAUAAGCAACCCAGUCCCAGUCCCAACCCCGAGCCCGACUCCCAACUUCGCCCCCGCCUCAUACCAAACAACCUGCUCCCGCUUCCCACAAUACGACGACUGCACCGGCACCGACCGCCGCUUCUGUUCCAUGUGGCGUACAAUUGGCUUCCUGAUGUCCUUCGCCGUCCUCCUCGAAGGCAUGACCCUGAUCACCUACAUAAUCAUCCUGUCCGGCGGGAAGCAAAUACGCGAGAGCGGCUGGAGGAUUCUGACGUUGUUUUUGGUGCUGGUGGGGCUUGUGCAGUGCUCAGGGAUGGCGGUGGCGUCAUACCUCCACGACAACGACGACCAUUUCUACCUCGGUUUCCGCCUCGAUGACUCCUUCAUCCUCUGCACGGUUAGCUGGUGUCUAGCUCUCUUAUGCGCCUUGUCCGUUUACAUUGCUGCUCGUGUCUUGCCGACUGAAGGGGGGUAUGAGUUGAUACCUGAUCCGGAUGAUUGA